AUGUCCAACAAGUUCCACUGUGAUAUUUGUUCUUCUGAUUGUACGAAUCGCGUUAGAAUCUCUUGUGCAAUAUGUGCAGAGUACGAUCUAUGUGUUCCUUGCUUUUCACAAGGUUUGUACAAUGGGAACCACCGGCCAUACCAUGACUACCGGAUUAUAGAAACAAACUCGUAUCCUAUCUUGUGCGAGGAUUGGGGAGCGGAUGAGGAAUUGGCUCUGAUAAAGGGAGCGCAGACAUUGGGACUUGGCAAUUGGCAGGAUAUUGCAGAUAACAUUGGUUCGCGAGAUAAAGAAGAGGUAUACGAGCAUUAUUUGAAGUAUUAUCUAAACAGUGAGUAUUAUCCGAUACCAGAUAUCACGAAAGAUAUAUGUGUUCCGCAGGAAGAGUUUUUAGAGAACCGUAAGCGGCGUAUUGAGAGAUUCAGGGAGAAGCCGUUGCAACCGCUAAGAAAGCCAGUUGCAUCUGUGCCUUCGUGUCAUGAAGUGCAAGGGUUCAUGCCAGGGCGGUUAGAAUUUGAGACGGAGUUUGAGAAUGAUGCUGAAGGGCCUGUGAAGGAUAUGGUUUUUGAUCCCGAUGAUCAGCCUCUGGAGAUAGAGGUAAAGUUGGCGAUAUUGGAUAUUUACAAUUCAAGACUUACAACGAGGGCAGAGAAGAAACGACUGCUGUUCGAGAACAAUUUGAUGGAUUAUAGACGCCUUCAGAACAUUGAUAAAAAGCGGUCCAAAGAAGCCAAGGAUCUGUACAACAAGAUCAAGGCCUUUGCAAGUAUCAUGACACCGCAGGACUUUGAAGAAUUUAGUCGGGAUAUACUAGAGGAACUUCGGUGUAGGACGCGGAUCGCACAAUUACAAGAAUGGAGGUCAAAUGGCAUCACUACUUUGGAAGCAGGUCUUAAAUAUGAACGUGAUAAGCAGACUAGAAUCCAGACUUUGGAGAGAUUUGGUUCUGCUAUAUACUCUUGCAAUUCUUCCGGCUCCAACCGGUAUCGCGCGUCUGCUGCACAUAGGACCGGAUCUGAUUUCAACCAAAAUUACAAUGAGGGCAGCGGAAAGAAGAAAAGUAUGACUAUGAGUGACAUACAGCAUGGUGCUGAUUUUGGGUUACUGUCACCUGAGGAACAACAGUUAUGCAUACAAUUAAAAGUGUUACCAAAGCCAUAUAUCGCCAUCAAGGAAGUUAUCUUCAGAGAGUUACUGCGCACUGGUGGGAUGUUGAAAAAGAAGCAUUGCCGAGAAUUGCUUAACAUAGAUCCUGCCAAAGCAAAUAAAAUCUACGAGUUCUUUAGUUUCCAGAACUGGUUGUAA
Eremothecium cymbalariae DBVPG#7215 is the source of this 1305-nucleotide messenger RNA. It is a transcript of the gene ADA2, whose product is annotated as chromatin-binding transcription regulator ADA2. Gene Ontology annotation, biological process: chromatin remodeling; regulation of transcription by RNA polymerase II. The record is from RefSeq and is a predicted model, not a curated record. Lineage: Eukaryota; Fungi; Ascomycota; Saccharomycetes; Saccharomycetales; Saccharomycetaceae. The transcript has a single exon. Gene Ontology annotation, molecular function: zinc ion binding; protein binding; transcription coactivator activity. Bases 1 to 1305 code for a protein of 434 amino acids. Gene Ontology annotation, cellular component: SAGA-type complex; nucleus.